CAAUGUCUUUCCACGCUGGACGAGGGUGUCCCCGGAGCAGAGGAGGAGGGGGCACAGUGAGGGCCUCGACGCAGACUUUUCGACCCCAGAACUUGAGACAGCUCCAUCCGCAGCAGCCUUCGGUUCAGUAUUCGUACGACCAGCAAUCCGUGACUCCGUCUGCCGCCUACUCGAGUCCUCCUGCUACGACCUAUGUGCCUCCUAGACCGGAUUUUGUUCCGUAUCCACCACCCAUCCCCCCGUCUCCUCCGGGUACCGUAAGCCAAUGUCCCCCGCAGCCUCCCUAUGCCGGCCACCAAGUGAGACAGAGUUUCCCACUCCCUCCUUGCUUCCCCCCGGCUCCACCACCUGUCCCGACCCCUGGCAACCCCCCAGUUCCGGCAACUGCAACCGGGCAGAACACGUUUCCUUACAUGUUGCCCCCUCCAUCCAUACCGCUCCCCCUUCCCCCGCCAAUCAUUCCUCAGCCGGUGAAUUACCAGCCUGUGUACUCCCCGGCCUAUCCGCAGCAUACCUUGCCCCCUCCUAACUUUAACAAUUACCAGCACAACGCAAACUCUUACCAAAGCGGCAGCACCAACACAAACAGCAGCGUCGGCAGCACCGGCGCGAAUUUUCGGCACUCGAGUCAGUAUUCGGCGGAAAAGUCUCCGAAUGAACGGAGGUCCCCCGAGAGGGGGAAACACUAUGAAGAGCAUCGUCACCGGGACCACUGUCGUGGGCACGGAGAUCGGCAUCGGUCCACCAACCACGCCGAGCGGCGGGACCGCGGGAGAAGCCUGGACCGGAGGCGGCAAGAAAGUAGUCGGCAUCGGUCGGAGUACGUCAGGGGAAGGACUCCGCCCCGCCACAGAAGCUAUGAAUGGUACAGGGACCGACCGAGGGACAGACACCGUCACCGUGACAGCCGACGGUCGACUUCUACGGAGAGAUCUUAUAGAAAAGAUCACAAGCGAACAGGAAGCCGGUCCCCCAGCCAAGAUCGAAAGAGAGCUCGCCGGGAAGAGGAUCGGGACCGGUGGUCUGAGAACGCCAACCGAGAGAAGAGCUACACCUCCAUCAAAGACAAGGAGCCGGAAGAGGCUGCCGGCGAGAAGAACGAAGGUGACGACGAGGACCUGCUGAAGCCCGUGUGGGUUCGCUGCACCCAUUCGGAAAGCUACUAUUCGAACGAGCCGAUGGAUCAAGUGGGAGACUCCACAGUGGCUGGAACGAGCCGAUUGAGAGACUUGUAUGAAAAGUUUGAAGAAGAGCUGGGGAAGCGUCAGGCCAAGGCCAAAGCCGCCAGGCCGCCAUGGGAGCCGCCAAAGACAAAGCUAGACGAAGAUAUGGGGAGCUCCAGUGAGUCCGAUUGCGACUCAGAUGACGACAGCUGUUCCAGCAGUUCCGAUUCUGAGGUUUUCGACGUCAUCGCUGAAAUCAAGCGCAAGAAGGCUCACCCUGAUCGCCUGCAUGAGGAGCUUUGGUACAAUGACCCCGGACAGCCUAUUAAACCCUGUCGGCUGAUGACCAACAAUGCCGGAAGGUUGUACCACUACCGCAUUACGGUGUCGCCUCCUACAAACUUCUUAACAGACCGGCCAACUGUCGUAGAGUACGAUGACCACGAAUACAUCUUUGAGGGCUUCUCCAUGUUUGCCCACGCUCCGCUCACCAAUAUCCCUCUGUGUAAAGUCAUCAGAUUUAACAUCGAUUAUACAAUUCACUUCAUUGAGGAGAUGAUACCCGAAAAUUUUUGUGUUCGAGGCCUGGAAUUGUUCUCUUCCUACCUGUUCAAAGAUAUUCUAGAACUAUACGACUGGAAUCUUAUAGGUCCUUCAGCAGAAGACUGUGAUGCUUCGUGUCCCCGAUUUCAUUUCAUGCCGCGUUUCGUGAGGUUUCUUCCAGACGGAGGCAAGGAGGUGCUGUCCAUGCAUCAGAUUCUGCUGUACUUGCUGCGGUGCAACAAGCCGCUGGUCCCCGAAGAGGAGAUAGCUAACAUGCUGCAGUGGGAAGAGCUGGAGUGGCAGAAGUAUGCCGAAGAGUGCAAAGGGAUGAUCGUCACCAGCUCUGGCAUGAAACCCAGCUCCGUUCGCAUCGAUCAGUUGGAUCGUGAGCAGUUCAAUCCCGACGUGAUUACCUUCCCCAUUAUUGUCCACUUCGGAAUACGGCCGGCGCAGCUCAGUUACGCGGGAGACCCCCAGUACCAAAAACUCUGGAAAAGCUAUGUAAAACUGCGCCACCUGCUGGCCAACAGCCCAAAAGUGAAACAGGCCGAUAAACAGAAACUGGUACAAAGAGAGGAAGCUCUGCAGAAGAUUAGGCAGAAAAACACCAUGCGGCGUGAAGUCACCGUGGAGCUGAGUAGCCAGGGAUUCUGGAAGACGGGCAUUCGUUCUGACGUCUGUCAGCAUGCCAUGAUGCUCCCGGUCCUGACUCACCACAUUCGCUACCAUCAAUGUCUGAUGCAUCUGGAUGAACUGAUAGGCUAUACUUUUACAGACCGCUGUUUAUUGCAGCUCGCCAUGACUCAUCCAAGCCAUCACUUGAACUUUGGGAUGAAUCCAGACCACGCCAGAAACUCCCUCUCAAACUGCGGCAUCCGGCAACCCAAAUACGGAGACAGAAAAGUCCAUCAUAUGCAUAUGAGGAAGAAAGGCAUAAACACCUUGAUCAAUAUAAUGUCUCGACUUGGACAAGAUGAUCCAGCUCCUUCCAGGAUUAAUCACAACGAGCGUUUAGAAUUUUUGGGAGAUGCCGUGGUUGAAUUUUUGACUAGUGUCCAUUUGUACUACCUAUUUCCAAGCUUAGAGGAAGGAGGAUUAGCAACAUACCGCACUGCCAUUGUUCAGAACCAGCAUCUUGCCAUGCUGGCUAAGAAGCUGGAGCUGGACCGGUUUAUGCUUUACGCUCACGGGCCUGACCUUUGCCGAGAAUCGGAUCUGCGCCAUGCCAUGGCCAACUGCUUUGAAGCACUGAUAGGUGCAGUUUAUUUGGAAGGAAGUCUGGAAGAAGCCAAGCAUCUGUUUGGGCGCCUGCUCUUUAACGACAAGGACCUGCGAGAAGUGUGGCUCAAUUAUCCCCUACACCCCCUCCAACUGCAAGAAUCCAAUACGGACCGACAGCUGAUUGAGACCUCUCCUGUCCUCCAAAAACUGACUGACUUUGAAGAUGCCAUCGGAGUGAUUUUUACUCACGUUCGACUUCUGGCCAGAGCUUUCACUUUAAGGACUGUUGGAUUUAACCAUCUGACUCUAGGCCAUAACCAGAGGAUGGAAUUUCUGGGCGAUUCCAUAAUGCAGUUGGUGGCUACAGAGUACUUGUUCAUCCAUUUCCCUGAUCAUCAUGAAGGCCACCUAACGUUGUUACGAAGCUCUCUGGUCAACAACAGGACACAAGCCAAAGUGGCAGAGGAACUCGGCAUGCAGGAGUUUGCCAUUACCAAUGACAAGACAAAGCGGCCGGUGGCGUUACGUACAAAGACACUGGCAGAUCUUUUGGAAUCCUUUAUCGCUGCUCUGUACAUAGAUAAGGAUUUAGAAUAUGUCCACACCUUCAUGAAUGUGUGCUUUUUCCCACGACUGAAGGAAUUCAUUUUAAACCAAGACUGGAACGACCCGAAAUCCCAACUGCAGCAGUGCUGCCUGAAGCUCAGGACCGAAGGAAAAGAGCCGGACAUUCCUCUUUAUAAGACCCUACAGACAGUAGGACCAUCUCAUGCCAGGACAUACACUGUAGCUGUUUAUUUCAAAGGAGAAAGAAUAGGAUGCGGUAAAGGACCAAGCAUUCAACAAGCAGAGAUGUGUGCAGCAAUGGACGCCCUGGACAAAUACAACUUUCCUCAGAUGGCCCAUCAGAAGCGGUUCAUCGAACGGAAGUAUAGGCAAGAGCUUAAAGAAAUGAGAUGGGAAAGAGAACAUCAGGAAAGAGAACCAGAGGAGGUGGAAGACCUAAGGAAAUAAGCAGUGGCUACAGAAGCAAACAGAUAUCUUGGUUUAUGAAAACCACCCAGAUUCGUGCAAACGAAUGACCGAAGUCUGAUCAAAAUCAUGUUUACUUUUUUGUUUUGUU
This is a messenger RNA of Gekko japonicus, 4050 nucleotides long. RefSeq names its product drosha, ribonuclease type III (gene DROSHA). The coding region runs from base 3 to 3941 and encodes 1312 amino acids. Gene Ontology annotation, biological process: primary miRNA processing; regulation of gene expression; pre-miRNA processing. Lineage: Eukaryota; Metazoa; Chordata; Lepidosauria; Squamata; Gekkonidae. Gene Ontology annotation, molecular function: double-stranded RNA binding; ribonuclease III activity. Gene Ontology annotation, cellular component: nucleus. The record is from RefSeq and is a predicted model, not a curated record. The transcript has 30 exons.